AUGUUCUCGUCUUCAUCCAGAAACUCUCUGUUCUCGCCCUGGUCGUCCAUGGAGCAGUCGGACUCUGAGGUGUUGGACAUCAGCACUAAAGUGCAGCUGCAUGGCGUACUGUGGAAGAGGCCAUUCGGACGGCCCUCAGCCAAGUGGUCCCGCAGAUUCUUCAUCAUCAAAGACAGCUUCUUGCUCUACUAUGCAGAGAGUGAGAAGAGAAACUUUGAAUCCAACAGGUACUUCAACAUCCACCCCAAGGGAGUUAUUCCUUUGGGAGGAUGUGUGGUGUCAGCUAAUGAAGACAUGGGGAUGCCCUUUGCCAUCGUGAUCAACCUGGAAGAUUUCACUGGCACCAUCGUCCUGGCUGCUGAGUCUGAGGAGGAGCAGGUCCAGUGGAUGGAGAUGCUCCAGGAGUCGGGGAAAGUCACAUGGAAGAACGCCCAGCUGGGAGAGGCCAUGAUCGAGAGUCUGGAGGCUCAGGGGCUGCAGCUGGCAAAGGAGAAGCAGGAGUAUCUGGAUAAACUGAUGGAAGAGACUGAGGAGCUUAGUCAUCAAAGGGCACAGAGAGAGGAGUUGGAGCGUUUGAACCAGGUCCUGGAGGAAGAGAAAAUGAAGUUUGAGGAGGUGGUUCUGGAGCUGAAGGCGGAACAGGAGCAAAUUAAACUAGACCUGGAUGGCACAGCUCAGUCCCUGAGAGGUGUUGAGAGUGAAAAAGAAGAACUGAGCAACUUAACGGUCAUGCUGCAGAAAUCCAUCGAGGAGCUCUCACAGGAGAAGCAGAGAACUCUUGAGCUGCUGGGCGUGAAGGAGCAGGAGGAGAAGGAGGCGGAAGCGGCGAUGGAGAGCUCCGAGUCGACCCACGGGAAGUCUGAGGGUGGUGAGGGGCUCGGAGACGGGGAUCUGGUGCAGGACCUGCAAGACAUCGAGGAGCAAAUGAAGAUCCUGCUGAAGGAGAAAGAGCAGGCUGAUGGGAAGCUCAGGGAGAAUGAGCAGCGGGCUAAAGUCCUGCAGCAGGAGAGGGAGUAUUACUCGUCUCAGGCCCGGGCUCUGCAGCAGUCGCUCUCUCAGCUCACAGUGGACAAGCAGCAGACUGAGGCCGAGCUCAAGGCGGAGAUAGAGUCUCGGGUGGAGCUGGAGAAGAGGCUGAAGCAGGCUGAGGAGGCUCUGCAGGACCUGGAGAAAGGACUGAACACACUGGAACGAACCAAAGAGAGGGAUGAGAAGAUGAAGGGGGAUGUGACUCAGCUGAGGAGGUUCUUUGAGGAGUGUAUCUGUGCAGCGGAGAUCGAGGCGAAGCUUCCAGCGAUAAUGAAGAACGCUGUGUAUCUCCACAAAGCUGCUGCUCGCAGAAUCAAGAGCUGCCGGAUCCAGAGGAGAGCCUCCAGACGCCACUGGUUGAAACACUCAAAGUCCUUCGCUGUAGCCAACGCUGAUGGCAGCAGCAUGGAGGACCUGAGGGAGACGGCCCGGCGACUGACGUCUGACAGCAGCUUCAGAGAGAGCGUGUAUAAGAUCAUUGCUCGCAGGGACGCCACAAAGAAAACGGAGGACUGA
Messenger RNA from Toxotes jaculatrix (banded archerfish), 1545 nucleotides. It is a transcript of the gene plekhd1, whose product is annotated as pleckstrin homology domain containing, family D (with coiled-coil domains) member 1. The record is from RefSeq and is a predicted model, not a curated record. Lineage: Eukaryota; Metazoa; Chordata; Actinopteri; Toxotidae. The transcript is spliced from 13 exons. The coding region runs from base 1 to 1545 and encodes 514 amino acids.